GUCUUAAUUACAUUUCUGUCUUUCUGCUUCAGGGUCUGAAGUGUAGCAGACUACAGUUUUGGGAGUACACCAAGAAACAUGGCAACUCAAGCUGAUUUAAUGGAGUUGGAUAUGGCAAUUGAGUCCGAUAGAAAGGCAGCUGUCAGUCACUGGCAGCAACAGUCAUACCUGGAUUCCGGUAUCCACUCUGGUGCCACAACAACAGCUCCCUCUCUGAGUGGCAAGGGAACCCCAGAAGAGGAAGAAGUUGAUACCACCCACGUUCUAUACGAAUGGGAACAGGGAUUCUCUCAGUCCUUCACUCAGGAACAGGUUGCUGAAAUUGAGCGACAAUAUGCUAUGACCCGAGCACAGAGAGUGCGUGCUGCCAUGUUCCCUGAAACAUUGGAUGAAGGCAUGCAAAUCCCAUCAACACAGUUUGAUGCUGUUCAUCCAACAAAUGUACAACGACUUGCUGAACCUUCCCAGAUGUUAAAACAUGCUGUGGUUAAUUUGAUAAACUACCAAGAUGAUGCAGAGCUUGCAACUCGUGCCAUCCCAGAAUUGACCAAAUUGUUAAAUGAUGAGGACCAGCUGGCAAUCUUCAAAUCAGGAGGUAUUCCUGCUCUGGUUAAAAUGCUUGGGUCUCCAGUGGAUUCUGUGCUUUUCUAUGCUAUUACUACUCUGCACAAUCUUCUGUUGCAUCAGGAAGGUGCCAAAAUGGCUGUCCGUCUAGCUGGAGGUCUACAAAAAAUGGUUGCCUUGCUCAACAAGACAAAUGUUAAGUUUCUGGCCAUUACAACAGAUUGUCUUCAGAUUCUUGCAUAUGGUAAUCAAGAAAGCAAGCUAAUUAUUUUGGCAAGUGGUGGACCCCAGGCUCUAGUAAACAUAAUGAGGACUUAUACCUAUGAGAAAUUAUUGUGGACCACAAGUAGAGUGCUGAAAGUGCUAUCAGUCUGCUCUAGUAACAAACCAGCAAUUGUUGAAGCUGGUGGAAUGCAAGCUUUGGGACUCCAUCUUACAGAUCCAAGCCAACGUCUUGUUCAGAAUUGUCUCUGGACUCUAAGAAAUCUCUCAGAUGCUGCAACUAAGCAGGAAGGCAUGGAAGGUCUUCUAGGAACACUUGUGCAGCUUUUGGUAUCAGAUGAUAUCAAUGUUGUGACCUGUGCUGCUGGCAUCCUUUCUAAUCUUACUUGCAAUAAUUACAAGAAUAAAAUGAUGGUGUGCCAAGUUGGUGGAAUUGAGGCUCUUGUGCGCACAGUUCUCCGUGCUGGUGACAGGGAAGACAUCACUGAGCCAGCUAUCUGUGCCCUCCGCCACCUCACCAGUCGGCAUCAAGAAGCUGAAAUGGCCCAAAAUGCAGUGCGUCUUCAUUAUGGUCUACCAGUGGUGGUUAAGCUCUUGCAUCCACCAUCCCACUGGCCUCUUAUAAAGGCUACUGUUGGCUUGAUCCGCAAUCUUGCUCUCUGUCCAGCAAAUCAUGCUCCAUUGCGUGAACAAGGUGCAAUACCAAGACUAGUGCAACUGCUAGUUAGAGCACAUCAAGAUACCCAACGACGUACUUCAAUGGGUGGUACACAGCAGCAAUUUGUGGAGGGUGUCCGUAUGGAGGAAAUAGUUGAGGGCUGCACUGGAGCCCUUCAUAUCCUGGCUAGAGAUGUCCACAAUCGGAUUGUAAUUAGGGGUCUAAAUACUAUCCCACUGUUUGUGCAGCUGCUAUAUUCCCCUAUUGAGAACAUCCAGAGAGUAGCUGCAGGUGUACUAUGUGAACUGGCUCAAGACAAAGAAGCAGCUGAAGCAGUUGAAGCAGAGGGAGCUACAGCACCAUUAACAGAACUACUUCAUUCUAGAAAUGAGGGUGUGGCAACGUACGCAGCUGCAGUAUUGUUUAGAAUGUCUGAAGAUAAACCACAAGAUUAUAAGAAACGGCUGUCAGUGGAAUUGACCAGUUCUCUCUUCAGGACUGAACCAAUGGCUUGGAAUGAGAGUGCUGAUUUGGGACUUGACAUUGGUGCCGAAGGAGAACCUCUUAGUUAUCGGCCAGAUGAUCCUGGCUACCGUUCUUUUCACUCUGGAGGAUAUAGGCAGGAUGCCUUGGGUAUGGACCCAAUGAUGGAACAAGAAAUGGGUGUCCAUCACCCUGGUGCUGACUACCCAGUUGAUGGGCUACCAGAUCUAGGACAUGCCCAGGACCUUAUGGAUGGGCUCCCUCCAGGUGACAGUAAUCAGUUGGCCUGGUUCGAUACUGACCUGUAAAUCAUCCUUUAGCUGUAUUUUCUGACCUUGCAUUGUGAUUGGCCUGUAGAGUUGCUGAGAGUGCUGGAGGGGUGGGCUGGUAUCUCAGAAAGUGCCUGACGCACUAGCCAAUCUGAGUUUCCUAUGGGAACAACUGAAGUAAACUUUUUGUUCUGGUCCUUUUGGCCAAGGAGGAACUAAUGGAUUUGAGGAGUGACUCAUGGAAUAGAAGAAUGCACGAGAAUGAAUCACAAGAUGGAAUUUAUCAAACUCUAGCCUUGCUUGUUUAAAACUAUUUUUAAUUUUUAAAUAACUAAUGGUACUGACCUUGCUUGCUUUCAGA
Molecule: messenger RNA, 2557 nt
Organism: Thamnophis sirtalis
Lineage: Eukaryota; Metazoa; Chordata; Lepidosauria; Squamata; Natricidae
Source: RefSeq, a predicted model, not a curated record